GUCCCACUGGAUGUCAUAAGGUGAAUGCACCAAUUUGUAAGUCGCUCUGGAUAAGAGCGUCUGCUAAAUGACUUAAAUGUAAAUGUAAAUGUUAUACGCUCACUACCCCAGCCAGUACAACCUCUCAUACACUCACUACCCCAGCCUGUACCCCCUCUUAUACCUUCACUACCCCAGCCAGUACCCCCUUUCACACACUCACUACCCCAGCCAAUACAACCUCUCAUACACUCACUACCCCAGCCAGUACCCCCUCUUAUACGCUCACUACCCCAGCCAGUACCCCCUCUUAUACAUUCACUACCCCAGCCAGUACCCCUCUCAUACGCUCACUACCCCAGCCAAUACAACCUCUCAUACACUCACUACCCCAGCCAGUACCCCUCUUAUACAUUCACUACCCCAGCCAGUACCCCCUUUUAUACGCUCACUACCCCAGCCAAUACAACCUCUCAUACACUCACUACCCCAGCCAGUACCCCCUCUUAUACGCUCACUACCCCAGCCAGUACCCCCUCUUAUACAUUCACUACCCCAGCCAGUAUCACCUCUUAUACAUUCACUACCCCAGCCAGCACCCCCUCUUAUACAUUCACUACCCCAGCCAGUAUCACCUCUUAUACAUUCACUACCCCAGCCAGCACCCCCUCUUAUACAUUCACUACCCCAGCCAGCACCCCCUCUUAUACAUUCACUACCCCAGCCAGUAUCACCUCUUAUACAUUCACUACCCCAGCCAGCACCCCCUCUUAUACAUUCACUACCCCAGCCAGCACCCCCUCUUAUACAUUCACUACCCCAGCCAGUACCCCCUCUUAUACAUUCACUACCCCAGCCAGUAUCACCUCUUAUACAUUCACUACCCCAGCCAGUAUCACCUCUUAUACAUUCACUACCCCAGCCAGUACCCCCUCUUAUACAUUCACUACCCCAGCCAGUAUCACCUCUUAUACAUUCACUACCCCAGCCAGCACCCCCUCUUAUACAUUCACUACUCCAGCCAGUACCCCCUCUCCUACACUCACGACCCCAGCCAGCACAGCCUCUCGUAGACUGGCUCUCCAACCCCCCGACCCUUCUCCUACACUCACUCUCUCAGCCAGCACCCUGUCUCCUGCACUUUCCCCUUUAACUGGCCCCGUAUCUCUGGCUCACACCCGCUCAACAACCACUACUCACACACUCCCUGCCAGCAGUACCUCUUACUCACUAUCCCCUUCAUCCUCAUUGAGCACACCUUAUCACACACUUUCUCACUCAUCAUACUCCCCAACUUACACACAAACUCUCUCACACAAUUCCCCCUCCACGUCAAGCAAUUCUCCAAGCACAGUCUCCCCCUCAGCAAGCAACCUAUCUCUGGUGUUCUCUCCCUCAACGGGUGCCUUCUAUCGUCCACUAUCUACCACAACAAGCACUACUAGAUCUCCUCCUGAGUCACUGUACAGUGGUCCAACAGCUCAAAGGAGGAACACCAAAGAAACUAACAAAUGCCUUCUGCAAUAAUUUGCCUUUGUCAGGAUGGAGCAGCAAGUAGAAUGUUUUGAUGGCAAACAUUUAAAAAAGAAAAGAAAAUGAGAAAGAAAAUGUUUUAAAAUGAUGAAUGAUCACUUUAUUUGCGUAUCAAACAUGUAGUAUAGAUGUGUAUCUUUACCUGUAAGGGCUAAAUAACAGUAAAGCUGUUAACAACAAACCAGACAUUUGUAAUUUUGCACAUAUGAAUUUGGUGAGCAUGUUUCCUUUACACAGGUCUGCUGACACAGUCCAUACAUUUUGUAAAUGAAACCAGUUUGAUGUCUGUGUUUUAAACUGAAUAAACUCAGAAAAACAUU
This is a messenger RNA of Oncorhynchus gorbuscha (pink salmon), 1832 nucleotides long. RefSeq names its product leucine-rich repeat extensin-like protein 3. Bases 89 to 1132 code for a protein of 347 amino acids. The transcript is spliced from 3 exons. The record is from RefSeq and is a predicted model, not a curated record. NCBI's taxonomy places the organism in Eukaryota, Metazoa, Chordata, Actinopteri, Salmoniformes, Salmonidae.